AUCGAAUGCUUCUCACCCCCAGUAGAAGAAACAGGUUAUUCGUAGUAUUUGUGCGCGUUUUAAUUUUCCUGAAAUGGAAUUUUCUGCCGAUCUUCCGCUUAUGGAUAUACUUACAUUUAUGACGGAUGAACUUCAACAAGCAUAUGAAAACGGCAAUGGUAAAACUGAGAAAGUCAAUGUGCUUAUGGAAUUUUUUGAGCGAUGGGAGAGCGACAAUUCAAUUAAAAUUCUGAAGUCUUUUAACUUUGAAUUUGAACCUGACUUGGAUUGGUUUAAUGUUAGUCGACCAUUGUCGUUAGCUGGACUACGAGGAAAAAUAGUUGUUCUUGACUUUUUUACAUAUUGCUGCAUUAAUUGUAUACACAUAUUACCCGAAUUGCACAGUUUGGAAGAACAGUUUCCCGUCGAAAGUGGACUUGUAGUCGUAGGUGUGCAUAGUCCAAAAUUUGAAAAUGAAAGAGCCACUGUUAACAUUCAGUCAGCUGUGCAUCGAUAUGGAAUCACACAUCCCAUUGUUAAUGAUUCCAGAUCAGCCAUGUGGCGCCUCCUGGGAAUAUGCUGUUGGCCAUCUCUAAUGGUUCUAAGCCCCACUGGUCGACCUUUGUUAUUACUGAUGGGUGAAGGACACAGAAAAUUUCUUGAAGAAUUCAUUAGAUCGGCUUUUAUUUUUGAAAGGCUUGGAAAAAUUGACCACGGCAACUUGCCUCUGCAGUUAUCUUCAAAUAACUUGCACCCGGCAUCUAAUUUGCGUUUUCCAGCUAAAAUUGCACGAAGUCCACGUGGGGACAAAUAUGCAAUUGCAGAUUCCGGUAAUAACCGCAUCCUUGUUGUGGCAAAGAAUGGGGUGGUAGAACACAAGAUUGGAGGCUACCAAGCUGGUUUUGCUGACGGAAAUUUAAUAAGCGCACGCUUUAACAGCCCACAGGGUGUGGCAUUUAUAGACGAAAACGUUCUGAUCGUUGCCGACACCAAAAAUCACUAUCUUCGAAAAAUCUGUUUAACAAAUAAUCAGGUGGAUACUCUUGCUGGCACAGGGGUUCAGGGAAGCGAACGUACUGGAGGGCGCGUGGGCAUUCUGCAACCUAUAUCAUCUCCUUGGGAUGUGGCUAUAUUUCGCACACGAGAUAUGGAUAUGUCAUUUCAUCUUGAUGAACGAAACGUGCCAGAAAAGCCUAUUGUGCUCAUUUCGAUGGCCGGCACCCACCAAAUUUGGGGCUAUUUUCCCGAAGGUAUUAUUUGGUGGAAGUUCCGUAAAUUCGAGCCCCUUUGUUGUGUUGCAUUGAUCGGAAACGGUUUGGAGGAAAAUCGAAACAACUCCUACCCUCAAAAUGCAGCUUUCGCGCAGCCAUCUGGUCUGGCAAUGGCAAAGGACUAUUUGUUCAUAGCUGACAGCGAAAGCUCUAGCAUACGUAAAGCUUCAAUGAUCGAUGGAAAGGUAAUGCCAGUUGUCGGAGGAGAUCGGAACCCACUUAAUCUUUUUGCUUUUGGCGACGCGGAUGGAAAACUUUUUAAUGCGAAACUUCAACAUCCACUGGCAGUUACCUAUGACAAUGUUAAUAAUAGGAUAUAUGUAGCUGAUACCUAUAAUCAUAAGAUUAAGAUUAUUAAUAUAGAAGAUAGUAACAUAUCAACGUUGACAAUCAAAAGCCAUGACGAAACCGAUUUAAUUCUAAAUGAGCCAGCUGGGUUGUGCGUGGAUGUCGAUGGUCGAAAUCUGCUGAUUUCGGAUACAAACAAUCAUACAAUACACAUUAUAGACUUAAAAACGUUAAAGGCACAACCGUUUUCUUUGGAUUUUAGUAAAGUAACGUCUAUUAGUGAAACCGAUGCACAAGAAACAAUAAAUUUAUUAAAGGACGAAUCAACGCAUCACGUGAUUAAGGCAAUGUCUCUGCACUUUAGUGAAAAGAGUACAAUUUCUUUUCAUUUUCGCCUUUCACAAGAAUUCAAAUUUACCAAUGAAGCCCCCCAGACAUGGGUAUUAAAAACUGUAAACCGAGCCGUGAAUUUAGAUCAAUCUUCCGGAACUAUAGAUAACGGAAUAUGUAAAAUGCAGGUGCAGGUUGUUCAUCCCGAUCUCUUAUGUGAAAUCAGCAAUAUUAUGACCAUUUUUUCACUUAAUAUAUGUGAUUCAAUGUGUUGCCUAAAUAAGCAGUUUUCCGUAACUCUAAAGAGUAAAGAGCUAAGAGAAGAAUACAUACCUAACCAGAACGUUUAUAUUAAAGUCGAACGAAAAAGCAUAGGAAUUAUAUAAUUAAAAAAUGAAGUUGAAUAUUAGCUGUAUAAAUAUUUUUAUAUGUAUGUAUAUUCUUGCAAGGUAGCCAGAAGGAGGCGUCGAUAUUUUAUGGGCCGUGUUUCAGAACCCAUUCGGUUACAACAGCUACUUCUGCGUCUUUUGUUGCUUGAAUCACCUCAAUAGGGGAAGCUUUGCAAAAUUCACCGGCACGUACGACAAUGAAAGUGUUACACGUUCUCUCGUUUUACUGCCGAGAGCUCAAUAUUAAAAUAUUAAAGCGUCAAAACAAUAAAACUUUUCCACUUAA
This is a messenger RNA of Drosophila serrata, 2543 nucleotides long. RefSeq names its product NHL repeat-containing protein 2. Gene Ontology annotation, molecular function: nucleic acid binding; protein binding. The record is from RefSeq and is a predicted model, not a curated record. NCBI's taxonomy places the organism in Eukaryota, Metazoa, Arthropoda, Insecta, Diptera, Drosophilidae. Gene Ontology annotation, biological process: DNA integration.